Dryobates pubescens (Downy woodpecker) is the source of this 3110-nucleotide messenger RNA. It is a transcript of the gene HK1, whose product is annotated as hexokinase 1. NCBI's taxonomy places the organism in Eukaryota, Metazoa, Chordata, Aves, Piciformes, Picidae. The record is from RefSeq and is a predicted model, not a curated record. Bases 77 to 2830 code for a protein of 917 amino acids. Gene Ontology annotation, biological process: glucose 6-phosphate metabolic process; glycolytic process; intracellular glucose homeostasis. The transcript is spliced from 18 exons. Gene Ontology annotation, molecular function: mannokinase activity; D-glucose binding; ATP binding. Gene Ontology annotation, cellular component: cytosol; mitochondrion.
GCGGCGGUGGCGCGGCGCGGCCAUCCCCGGGCGCUGCAUCGCUGCGUGCGCGGAGCCGCCCGCUGCAGCCGGCAGGAUGAUCGCCGCCCAGCUCCUGGCCUACUACUUCACGGAGCUGAAGGAGGAUCAGGUCAAAAAGAUUGAUAAAUACCUUUACGCCAUGCGGCUCUCAGACGAAACGCUGAUAGACGUCAUGGCUCGCUUCCGGAGGGAGAUGAAGAACGGCCUCUCCAGGGACUUCAACCCAACAGCUGCAGUGAAGAUGCUUCCUACGUUUGUCAGGUCCAUUCCUGAUGGGUCAGAGAAAGGAGAUUUCAUUGCACUGGAUCUUGGGGGUUCUUACUUCCGAAUCCUGCGGGUGAAGGUGUCGCAUGAGAAGAAGCAAACGGUGCAAAUGGAAAGUGAAAUUUAUAACACCCCUGAAGAUAUCAUGCACGGCAGUGGGACUCGGCUUUUUGAUCAUGUUGCUGAGUGCCUGGGAGACUUCAUGGAGAAACAACAAAUCAAAGAUAAGAAACUGCCAGUUGGGUUUACGUUUUCUUUCCCCUGUCGACAAUCCAAGCUGGACGAGGGUAUUCUGAUAACCUGGACAAAGCGGUUCAAAGCCAGCGGAGUGGAGGGAGCAGACGUUGUGAGGCUGCUUAACAAGGCCAUCAAGAAACGUGGGGACUAUGACGCAGACAUCAUGGCCGUGGUGAACGACACCGUGGGGACAAUGAUGACCUGCGGCUUUGACGACCAGCGCUGCGAAGUUGGCUUGAUCAUUGGCACCGGCACCAAUGCCUGUUACAUGGAGGAGAUGCGGCACAUCGACCUGGUGGAAGGCGACGAGGGCAGGAUGUGCAUUAACACGGAGUGGGGGGCCUUUGGAGAUGAUGGCUCCCUAGAGGACAUCAGGACUGAGUUUGAUCGAGAGAUUGACCGUGGAUCCCUUAAUCCUGGGAAGCAGCUGUUUGAGAAGAUGGUCAGUGGGCUGUACAUGGGGGAGCUGGUAAGGCUCAUCCUGGUGAAGAUGGCCAAGGAGGGGCUGCUCUUUGAGGGAAGAAUCACCCCUGAGCUUCUCACCAAAGGGAAGUUUGAGACAAAGCACGUUUCUGCCAUAGAAAAGAGCAAAGAAGGUUUGAACAAAGCCAAAGAAAUUCUGACGCGCCUGGGGGUGGAGCCAUCUCACGAGGACUGCAUCGCCGUCCAGCACGUCUGCACCAUCGUGUCCUUCCGCUCAGCCAACCUGGUAGCCUCUACCCUGGGUGCCAUCCUCAACCAGCUGCGGGACAACAAAGGGGUCGGCCGCCUCCGGACCACUGUGGGUGUCGAUGGCUCCCUCUACAAGAUGCAUCCACAGUACGCCCGGCGCCUGCACAAGACCACCCGGCGCCUGGUGCCCGACUCGGAGGUGCGGUUUCUGCUGUCCGAGAGCGGCAGCGGGAAGGGAGCAGCCAUGGUGACGGCCGUGGCCUACCGGCUGUCGGAGCAGCACCGCCUCAUCGAUGAGACCCUGGCCGAGUUCAAGCUCACCCACGAGCAGCUGCUGCAGGUGAAGAAGAGGAUGAGGGCAGAGAUGGAAGCGGGGCUGAAGAAGAAGACUCACGAGACUGCCAAAGUGAAAAUGCUGCCCACUUUCGUCCGCAGCACGCCCGACGGGACAGAGAAUGGAGACUUUCUGGCGCUCGACCUUGGAGGAACAAACUUUAGGGUUUUGCUGGUGAAAAUCCGCAGCGGUAAAAGGAGAACAGUUGAGAUGCACAACAAGAUCUAUGCCAUUCCCAUAGAGGUGAUGCAGGGAACAGGAGAAGAGCUGUUUGAUCACAUUGUUACCUGCAUUUCUGACUUCCUGGAUUACAUGGGGAUAAAAGGAGCACGUCUUCCUCUUGGCUUCACGUUUUCCUUCCCUUGCAAGCAGACCAGUCUGGAUGCUGGUAUCCUUCUCAACUGGACAAAAGGCUUCAAAGCUACAGACUGCGAAGGAGAAGACGUAGUGUAUUUGCUUAGAGAAGGAAUUAAGCGAAGAGAGGAGUUUGACUUGGAUGUGGUGGCUGUGGUGAAUGAUACAGUGGGCACAAUGAUGACUUGUGCCUAUGAAGACCCAAACUGUGAAAUCGGACUCAUUGUGGGAACUGGCAGCAAUGCCUGCUACAUGGAAGAGAUGAGGAACAUAGAGAUGGUGGAUGGUGAUCAAGGCCGGAUGUGUGUGAACACCGAGUGGGGAGCGUUCGGGGACAACGGCUGCCUGGAUGACAUCAGGACAAUAUAUGACAAAGCAGUUGAUGACUACUCACUAAAUGCUGGAAAGCAAAGGUAUGAGAAAAUGAUCAGUGGGAUGUACCUGGGGGAGAUAGUCCGCAACAUUUUGAUCGACUUCACCAAGCGGGGCUUCCUGUUCAGAGGCCAGAUUUCAGAGACACUCAAGACCAGGCAUAUCUUUGAAACCAAGUUCCUUUCUCAGAUUGAGAGUGACAGGUUAGCCUUGCUGCAGGUGCGAGCCAUCCUCCAGCAGCUGGGCCUCAACAGCACCUGCGAUGACAGCAUCAUUGUCAAGACCGUGUGUGGGGCGGUGUCGAGGCGAGCAGCUCAGCUGUGUGGUGCAGGAAUGGCUGCUGUUGUAGAUAAAAUUAGGGAGAACAGAGGAUUAGAGCACCUGGAGAUAACGGUUGGUGUGGAUGGGACUCUCUACAAACUACAUCCACACUUCUCAAGGAUCAUGCACCAAACUGUCAAAGAGCUGGCACCCAACUGCGACGUGACCUUCCUGCUGUCGGAGGACGGCAGCGGGAAAGGGGCAGCGCUCAUCACAGCGGUGGGAUGCAGGCUUCGCGAUGCCGAGCAGAACUGAACUCCACGACCCCUGGCCCCCGAUUCUGUCUUGUGAGCACUUUCUCAUAAAGCAGCGACUGCGUAGUCAGAACUGGUAAAAACCCAGAACUCACUGCUUUAUCGGGGAAAAACAGAAUACAACUAAUGACAUAAAAAAAACCUAGGAUACAAGAUAGAAUGUGUGCUGUUAAUAAUAUCUCCUGUUCCUGGACCCCAAUCUGCAUGUUUCUUCUUCACCUUGUUGGUACCUUCCCCAUCUGUAGGUCAACAACAAAAAACCCCACAAAAAAAAACAAAAA